Molecule: messenger RNA, 1661 nt
Organism: Cynara cardunculus var. scolymus (artichoke)
Lineage: Eukaryota; Viridiplantae; Streptophyta; Magnoliopsida; Asterales; Asteraceae
Product: basic leucine zipper 23-like
Exons: 3
Coding region: 744-1505 (253 amino acids)
Biological process (GO): regulation of transcription by RNA polymerase II; DNA-templated transcription
Molecular function (GO): RNA polymerase II cis-regulatory region sequence-specific DNA binding; DNA-binding transcription factor activity, RNA polymerase II-specific
Source: RefSeq, a predicted model, not a curated record
AUCUUCUUCGAUCAUUUUCUUUUAUAUCCCCUUUCCCCCCAGAUUACUGUCAUCUCCUUCAAUUGGAAAUUUUCUUAGUUGCAGGGUUUCCGUAAUCGUAAGUUUCUUCUUUCGAUUGGUUUAUUACUGUUUAAUGAUUGGUUACGAUUGAACUCUGUUUAAAAAAAACUAGAGUUGUGUUCUUCGAGAUGUUUUGUUGAAAUUUGGGCUUGUUUAGAUCAUUGCUCGACGAUUACUUGCCUUGUUUGUGGUUAUUUUUGUUUAGAGAUCAAUUUACACCAAAUUGGUUUCUCUGUUGAUUUUCGAUUUUCAUUUUCUGUCUUCCUAGUGUUUAAAGCUGAAUUAAGCCCCAAAUUAGUUUAUUUCUUAUGUUGAUGGUGUUCUUUAUAAAUCUGUCUUUUCUAGGUUCGGAGCUCUGCUUGUUAGUUGUGAAUUUUCCCCAAAUUAAGCUCCAUUUAGCUCUAUUUUAUCUUCUAGGGUUUGAACUUUGAAGCUCAAUUACGGGUUUAGAUUUGCCCCAAAUUGGGUUUGAAAUCUGAUUCAGAAAGAAGGUGAAGUUGGUUGAUGGAAAGUGGAAACAAGUUGAAAAAAUUCUGCCUGUGUUUGCAUUGCAUUACCCACGUGUUUGCAGCCAAGAUCUGCAUACAUCCUACCCUCCCGAGAUAGCUACCUCUGUGUGCGAUUUACUGGGUUAGUUUCGUUUAGUUUGAUUUAUCAGUUUGCCACUUUGCUUUCGGGUGGCAAUGGACGAUGGGGAACUUGAAUUCUCUAACCACGAGAUGUUUGGUACGACCGUCGGUGAUAUCCUAAGCACCGGUUCCAUGAACGGCUUCUUCGAUGAAAUCUUCAACGACACACACGCUUGUACUCAUACCCACACGUGCAAUCCGUCGGGGCCCGAUUCCUCGCACACCCACACAUGUUACCACGUGCACACCAAGAUUCUCCCGGCUAUGAGCGAUGACGACAAGACCCCCACCGACGAUACCGCGGAGUCCUCAGAGAAAAAAGGCAAGAAACGUCCUUCGGGGAACCGGGAAGCUGUGAGAAAAUACCGUGAAAAGAAGAAAGCACGUGCCGCUUCGUUGGAAGACGAAGUGGUUCGAUUGAGAGCAUUGAAUCAACAACUAAUGAAGAGAAUUCAAAGCCAAGUGGGGUUAGAAGCAGAAGUAGGGAGACUUAAGUGUUUGCUUGUGGACAUUAGAGGGAGAAUCGAUGGAGAAAUUGGAUCGUUUCCUUAUCAGAAGCAACAUCCGACUAAUCCAAGCCUUGUGAAUCCGAAUUUGGGUGGUGGGUUCGUGUUGAAUCCCUGUAAUAUGCAGCGAGGUGCGUCGGUGCACCAUGAUCUUGAUCUCAAUGACUGUGACUUUGAGGAUCUGCCGUGCUUCGGGAACCAAGGUUCGAUGCCCGAUGAGCUUCCGGGAUGUGGAGCUAACAAUGGUCUCCGAGGUGUCAAUCCUUCAGCCGGAACUAAAAAGAAAAGGCGCUCGUGCAGCAACAUCUAGAUGAAUUGCGUCGGAUCUGAUACGAUCCUUGGUGUGCAAUUUUGUUAUAAAACGAUCUGCUGCUGGAUCACCAUGGUUAUGUGCUCCAUGUUUUGCAUGUUGUUUCUUGCUAUUUCAGUUGAGUUUUUGUAUUUUUAUAAAGCUCCUUUUUCAUAA